UAAUUAGGCUGCAAAUUUGAAAAUGACACACCAUGAAUACAGGAUUACAUAAGCCUCCAUCUUUCAUCCUUCACUUUGUUCCCAUCGCAUACACCAUCGAUCAGUUACCAUAACAAAAGCAUCAUCUGUCCAUCGCCAUUUCAAUUCUCCCUUUAUCUCUGUCGCACACCAUCUGUCUAUCGCCAUCCAUCCAUCGCCAUUUGUCCAUCGCCAUCUGUCUAUCACCGUCUGUCCAUCGCUAUCUGUUCAUCACCGGCUGUCUAUCGCUAUUUCAAUCUCCUCUUUAUCUUUGUCGCACAUUAUCUAUCGAAUAUCAUAAUAAACGUGCUAUUCAUCCAUCGUUAUUUAUCCAUCGCCAUCUAUUCAUCGCCAUCUAUCCGUCGCCAUUUGUCUAUCGCCAUCUGUCCAGUGCCAUCUGUCCAUCAUUGUCUGUCCAUCGCCAUCUCAAUCCCCCCUUUAUUUCUGUCGCAAACCAUCUAUCGAAUACCAUGAUAAAAGCGCCAUCUGUCGAUGGAGCCAACAAAAUUGCUUCUAUAAUGUGUUGUGUACAAGAAUUGUGUCUUAUAGCACCUGCUGUUUAGAAAAACCCCGAAACUAUCUGUGGUGGUGGUGGUUACGUUCUUUAGCACCUGUUGUUUAGAAAACCCCCGAAACUAUUUGUAUAGUGGUGGUGGCUACGUUCUUUAGCAUAUACUAUUGUGAACAGCUUUAACACAACUCACAGAUCAGCUUUCAUCGGUCAAUCCUACGUCCAUUGUAUUCCAAGAACUACGACUGGUUUAAAUCCGGCAUGGUUGCGAAAGACACAUUGGUUCCAAUCAAGGGACUUCAGCUACAAGAACCACCUCUCCUCCGCGAGAGAGUGUUUGUAAAAUGGAAGGAUUCAUCAUCAGACGAAACUUUCACGUUAGGCUCUUGCUCGCAUCAGAACAAGCAGAAUCUUAAUUUUCUUAUGACAGCAAGCUCUGAUUCAGACGGCCAUAUUCAUAUCUAUUUUUCCCUCAAAGUGUCUAUCAGGCAAUCUUGUACGCGUAAACAAAUGGAAAUGCUGUUUAUUGUUCCUCCGGACGCCAUCUUCACAGAUUCCUUUACACCUCUUCUGGCAUCAAGCAUUGAUGAUUUAUCUUUCCUCAACGCUUCUGCCCUUCACCAAGCUGGCAUAAGCAAAUCAGGACUUGUCAUGCGUGUAGAAUUCCAUCUGACUACGAGCGGUUUUGUCGUUAUGAAUAAGCGGAAGAAUUCUCCUGAGAGUAUUACGCCCAAAGAUGGUACCUCAAGCGAUUUGAUCAAAAGACUUGAAUCUCUAUCCAAAACGAAGAUCUUCAGUGUAUACAUCGGCCCAAGUACUUACGCGCAGGUGAAUUUGAAGAAAUUUCACGCGGAUUUAAUUACCGCCAAACGCAAAACCAACGUGAAGGAAAUGUACGUUCAACAAGGGGCUAUGUUGGUGGAAUGGAGCAUAUUUGGGCCUCCAAAUCGAUAUGAAACAUUGCUCCCACAGGACACAUUACCUCCGCCAUACACCAAAACCCCUGCACCAUUAUUAAAGGAAGUGCAGGUUCCUCAGUCGCCACCAGUCAUGCUCAACGAUGGAUCGCUAUCAAUUGAUACCAUCGAAGUGGUAAUUGCAGAGACACCGACUCAAACUCCAGUGAGCCCAAAUCCCACACCGGUAAUGCAUGGCAUCUUCUCGUCUAGUAUUGAAGAGCUGUUUGACAACGAAUUGGACUUGAACGAUUUUGAAGAGGACUCGAGAUGCAUUACACCAGACUUCGACGUGUGCUCGGAUGAAGAAUCUCUCGCUAAAUUAAAUUCUCGAGAACUAAGUCAGCCAUGUACAUCCACAUGCGACUUAGCAAUUUUGAAUGGGCUUCAGACAAAGUUGAUUGAGUGGUUGAAAGGAGCAAUGACGCAAAACCCAAAUAUAUACAAGCACAAAAGUUUAGCUGGAAAGCUAUCACUUCUUGGUUAUUAUAUCCGUACAUCUAAUGCUGAAGGAUUUAAUGUUACUAGACUCUGGUGUUCUGCGAUAUUCUUUUACGAUCCGCUUGGUUCAAUCGACACUCCCGAGACUCCCAAGUCAUAUCACUAGAGCAAUAAACAUCCCGUCUCACAGAUAUUCGACCUGAUUGAAUGGGCUAAUACGUUUCGCUAUGGCGCUGAGUUCAGUUCGCCGCUGGUGAAUGAUUUUGUGAAGCUAGGUAGCGCUGCUCGCUCCUUUAUCGCAUCUCGGACGCAGCAGAACGAAGAAAAUUUUGAUGAUCGGAAAAGUGUUUGCAUGGCUCGUAUAUUGACUGCAUUUGGCACAUCGGGUAUCGGUGAAAAGAAGCGCAAGGCUGUUUCCGGAAAAGAGCGUAAUGUCUUGGAAACUCCUAUCAAUGAGGUAUCUAAGCGAGCCAGAACAUUAAAUGAAAGAUGAUUUCAAUUAAAUUCAUAUGUUCAAUCUUCUCAAAGUUUCCGAUGUAUCCAGAUAUGAGUGACACUUUCUGGCACUUUGAAACAAAUAUGCUGGUGAGAGAGUAACACAGUAAUAUCACGACUGACUGAUCAAUUUUAACCAAUUGAAUUUUGAAGAUUCGGACCGCCACCUACAAUACAAGUGCAACUUUUGGGAGGUUAGAUGUUUCAUAGACUCUUGCGACUACAAACAGGUACAAAAUGGACCAUGCCGCUAUUAAGGAUCACUAUAGUUAUAUCUCUCAACCAAAUACGUAUUCUCUAUAAUUUAGGAAGGAUACCUUGUUAAAAUAUUAGGCUUGCUCAGGUUUGGUCGACAGAAUUUAUCGAAAUAGCC
This is a messenger RNA of Botrytis porri, 2794 nucleotides long. RefSeq lists its product as uncharacterized. Bases 791 to 2092 code for a protein of 433 amino acids. The transcript has 2 exons. The record is from RefSeq and is a predicted model, not a curated record. NCBI's taxonomy places the organism in Eukaryota, Fungi, Ascomycota, Leotiomycetes, Helotiales, Sclerotiniaceae.